Molecule: messenger RNA, 1220 nt
Organism: Pseudoliparis swirei
Lineage: Eukaryota; Metazoa; Chordata; Actinopteri; Perciformes; Liparidae
Product: cilia- and flagella-associated protein 46-like
Exons: 5
Coding region: 160-630 (156 amino acids)
Source: RefSeq, a predicted model, not a curated record
CUCAUGCCUCAGUCUACCAACACAUUCACCGUAAGCUAGUUUUACAUUGUUAGCUGCUAAUGUUGUACAACUUUAGCUAUCGAGCAGGGGACCGGGAGCUUUCUGCCAGCUGAACCAGAGUGGAUACCGGAAAAAACCCCACUGUGUCGGCUGGGUACGAUGUCGGUAAACAGGCAUUUUGGUCACUUACAGGUACUGGAACCCAAAAGCACGACAAACACAGGAAUGCAGGAGGAGGCAGUUUACUCAAUGUUUCAGUGUAGGAGGCGUAGAGCCCAGCAGCUGCUGGCUCAGGCUCUGUCUGAGGCCGUCGGCCUGAUGCUCCACCACCGGCUGCCCUCCUCCACGCUCGCCGCCGCCUCCCUCGACAUGUUGGAGUGUCAAGGCCGGUCCGACCAUGCGGCGCCGGGUCAAUACUUCGCCUUGUUCCAGAGCUGCUGCACCGUCGCCGCGAUGGCCGCGGUCCUGAGCGCCGCCAGCACCGGCGCGUCCCGACCCUCGGCUCGGCUCGGUCCGCACAGGAAGCUGCUUUCCCGGGAGGAGAGGCCCGGCGACACGCCGACGGGGGCGCAGGCCUCUCCCAGGCACAAAGAACCACAGCAUGCAAUGGAGAGAACACCAGCAUCCUAAAUCUAUAUUAUAAUCAUUAAUCAUCCCCAAUAGUGUGGUCUUUGUUAAAAAAAUUGCAAAUGUAGCGUUUUGACACAAUUACAUUACUUUUGUUCCUCUUUUUUUCCGCUUUCACUUUUGAACCGGAAGUCUUGGAAACAAUAAAUAUAUCAUUCUUGGACCAGAUGAAUCGACCCAUAUAAGCCACACACAUAGGUCGUUUUAAUUCUAUUUUUAAUUGUUUGUCAUUAGUGUUGUUUUGUUGCUGCUUUUCCUACAGAGUUGGAGCAAUCGUCCCCACAUUUGGUCCAGAACAUCCUGGACUUUUUGAUUUGAGAUGCGUCAUUCAGUUUUGCUUUACCUGUCCCUGAGUUUUUUUCUCAAAUGCUGGGCUCAAGGAUUACAGCAUAUUUACUUUGUGCUUUUGCGACCACAUUAGAUAUGUCUGAGUAACCAUGUUGUUUAGCCACGAGGUAGCGCUGCAGCAGCAUCUAUACAUUUAUUAUAUAAAUUAUAUUUGUUUGACUAUUUUUAUUGUUUGUGUGACCUUGCACUAUAGCCUGUGUGUUCAAUAUUUACUGUCCCUGUUGUGAAUAAAUAUAUUUCAUGGA